AUGGCGAAUCGUGUCUCAUCAUCAAUCAAUAGUAAAACUAAAGAUCAAAAUAUUUCUUUAUCGAAUAAUCAUUCUACAUAUACUACAAAUACUACACAUAAUAUUUCAUCAUCAAAUGUUCUUUCGACAGAUUCAAUGAAUCGCCAUUCACGAGAAUAUGAACCAUCAUAUCCAUCAAUAACUCGUUAUCGUACAUCAUCAUCAUCGUCACCUUAUCGUAGAACACAUUAUUUAGAUGAUUUUAUUGAAGAAAUAAUUCAUGAAGAAAUUCUUGAAAUAACAUAUCUUGAUCAUUAUCCAACAUUACUUGAACGUUGGGGUAAUGAUGCAAAAGCAAUUAUUAAAUAUGAAGGAGAAUUUAUAAUUGAAGAUUAUAUAGAAUUUGAAGAAAUUGAACCAACAAUAACUGAAGAAAUUUCAUAUGAAAUUAUUUAUUUAAAUAAUGAAAUUAAAUCAACAAGAGAAAUUCAUCAUACACAUUCAGAAACUCGAAAUUUUCGUAAAAUUAAAAAACGAUGUAUUAAACGUAGACAUAAAAUAGAUGAUAUACAUAUAGAUGAUAUAGAUAGACGUGCAACACAACUACUUAAUAAUAUGCAUAAUUUACAAAGUAAAAUUGAUUCAAUUAUACAAACUGGUAGUAAUGAUUUAUCCGGUGAUAAUUAUGAAUUAACAAAUAUUGAUGAAACAAUUGAAAAUAGCAAUGCAAACAAUUUCAAAGAAAUUUAUCCAACUAAUUCUACAAUUAACAUUGGUGAUGAUCGUACUAAUGUUAAUAUAAUUGCUAAUGAGACAUCAUUAUCUAGAAAUGAACAAAUUUUAUUACAAUCUUUAAAGUCACACGAACAACAAAAAGAUUUGUCUAAUAACAUAAAACAAGAAUAUCAAAAUGAUCUUAUUCCACAAAGAAUAGAAGACAAAGAUGAUGCCGAACAAGCUCAUCCAUCAUGUUCAAUAUUAACAAAUAAAAAUCAUAUUUCAUCUGAUGAUCAUGAAAUCAUCUCAACAACAAAAUCAUCAAUCAAUGAAUCAAAUGAAGAAAAUAAACAGACACCAGACUCUAAAUUGCAAUCGACGAUAUCAAAAGUUGAUCAACCACAGAUAAGAAUCAAACAAGAGAAAACCAUUACACAAGAAAAUGCUUCAGGUCACGAUGACAUACAAUCAAUUAAAAAUCAACCAACAACAACAAUAACAGAAACUUCUCAUCAAUCUUUGACAACACAAGAACAAACAAUAUUACCUUCAAUCGAUACAAAAUCUAUAUCUUCAAUUGAAAAUGAUAAUCAAUCAUCGAUAAUAGCAAUCGAACAUAAUUUUAAUGAUGAUUUACUAUCAUUUUUAAAAUCACUCUUAUCUCAUUUAAUACCAAAUACAUUCGAAGAAAAUAAUCAAUCUUUAAUAUCUCAAAGUAAAUCAACUGAAGAAUCAUUAUCAAAUAUUGAUUCUCAAACGAAUCAAAACAUACCAAUUGACAAACAUCAAGAUUUUGAAAUUGAAACCUUUCAACCGAACACUAAAUUUGAAGAACUAAAAACAUUUGACAAACCAUUAACUCAUUCACAUACUAAUCAUGAAAAUUUAAUAAAAUCAAACGAAAUUGAACAAUUAUCAUCGAAAGUAGUAACUGAAGAAGACAGUAAACCUCUUACUAUACCAAUCAAUUUACAAUCUUUAUCAGAUAAUGUUAAAAAAAAUCUAACAGAUGAACAAGAAAAUAUUCAUGAUGAUAUUAGUACACAAAAUCCAAAAUCAACUAACAUUGUACUUGAUAAACAAAAGACAAUGUUUGAAGAUCUUCAAUUAUCUAUUGAAGAAGAAAGAAAAGAUAAUGAACUUGAACAUUAUUCAUCAACUAAUCAAACAAUUGAUUCAUUUGAACAAAAAGUUGACAAACCAUCAAUUGACUCACUUACAGAAAUUGUACAACAAAUUAAAACUAUUCCAUUGACAAAAGUCUCAAAAAUACCAUGUGAUCCAAUACAAAAUUUACAUGAAGAUAAAAAUCAAUCAAAAUCAAAUCUUAUUUUAUCGACUACUGAAAUUAUACACGAACCAUUUGAUGAAAUUGAACAGACAUAUGGAAAAGAAACAACAAUAUCGUCUAAUGAUUCUGCUACAUUAGUUAUUAGUCAUCAGCCAUCAGAUGAAAUCAAAACUGACAUCAUUACACAUAAUACAGAAAAAACAGACGCGACAUUACAAACUAAUUUAAAUAUUGAAGUCGACAAACAACCGAAAGCUAUUUCUAUCCCGCAAUUAACAACAACAUCAGAAAUUCAACAAAUAUAUGCCAAUGAAAAUGAAAACAUAGAACUGUCGUCAGAUUUUCUUGCUGAUAUAGUUCGUCAGAUUGAAACUACAGCAUCUACUACACAUUUUCCAUUGGUUGAUCAUACACCGCAAAUAAUCGAAAAAUCAACAAAUGAUUUUGUUAAUAAAACUACUGAACAAAGUUGUAAUACAUCAAUACCAAUAACUAAUAUUGAAGAUAAUAAACCAUUAGAAUUAACAAAGAACUUGUCUAUAACUAAAAAUGUACAUGAAACAAAUUUUGACAAUGAAGCUAAAUAUAUUUCAUCGAAUGUCAUUGAUGAUAUUCUUAUUAAAUCACCUCUUGAUGACAAUACUAAGAUAAAUCUUAUAUCUAAAGAUAUUAAAUCAUCAUCAGAAUCUUUAAUUGAAAUCGUUCGUCAAAUAUUAUCAUCACCUAUUCAAUCAAUAUCACAUAUCGAUUCAUCGACAUCAUCUAUAACAGAUUUAAAUACUGAAAAAAAUUUUCAAUCAUCUAUUCAAAAUAAUAUAUCGAAUGAAUCAGAAUUGUUAACUACUUCAAUCAUUCCAGAAUUACUAAACUCUACUUAUCAAGAUAAAUCAUUAGAUGAUAUAGAUAAAAAAUCUAUUUCAUCACCUAUAUCGAUUAAAUCUAAUGAUAUAAAUUCAAUUAAUCAAUUUACAACUGACAUAUCGUAUUCCAUAACUGAAUUAACAAAUGUGAUGAAUGAUAUUCUUAAUUUUUCAAUGAAAAUGUCUGAUGAAAAUCCUAUGAAUAUUUCUCAACAAUCAAAUAUAAUCGAACAAAUAACUUCAACAAAAUCUUCUAUUCCUGAAACAGAUUUUAAUCAACAAAAAUAUUUUUCAAUUCCAAAUAUUGAACAAAUAUCAUUAGAUUUAACUUCUUCUAUUAAUAAUGAACAAUUAGAUAAGACAAAAACUACAUCUGAUUUAACUAAAAUUUAUUAUGAAUUAAAAGAACAACGACAUAUUCAACCUGUACAUAUUUAUGAACAAAAACAAGAUAUAUUAAAUGAUAAUCUAAAUAAUCAUAUUCAACACAUUGAUUUAACAUCAUUUUCACAAAUUUCAAAUUUACCUUCAAGAGAAUAUCAUCAAGUAUUUGGUACUUCGGAUGAAAUUGUUGAUACAAUCAAUGAUUUAACAAAAUCUAUUGAUCAAACAUUUCAAUCAAACAUUUCUGAUGAAGUAAAACCUAUUACUUUUGAUUCAGAUAGUAAAUCACAAAUAUCAGAAAUCUUUGAAGAUAAUCAAUCAAUUGUUUCUACAAAUCAAGAACAAAUUAUUAAUGAAAACAUUCCAAAUAUUAUAUCUAAUGUUGAAUUUGAUUUUCGAUAUUCUUCACUAUUAAAUCAACUUGAUACUCUAAUGAAACCAUUACAUAAUUUAUCAUCAUCGUCAUUUAAUACUGAACAUGAAUCAUUAUUGUCAAAAACACAUAAAGAAAAAGAUAAUCUUCGCUAUCUAAAUGAACGUUACGAUGUUCUUAUUGAUCAUGUUAAUCAUCUCGAUGAAGCUACACAUGCUAGUCCUAUUAUCAAGACUACUGAUAUUGACAAACAAGUUAGUACAUUGUCAUCAAAUGAUCAAUUUAUUGACCUAGUACAAAAAAGACCGAGUCCACACGAUCAAACUUCUGCAACAAUGCCACAAUAUCAAUCAACUACUACAGAAAUAAUUUCAUCACCAACUACAAUAGCAUCAGCGGAUACAUUCAAGGAUUUAAUAGCAGAUUCAUCGAAUGAAACGACAACUCCUAUGUUGUCCAAUACGUUGACGAAUCAAUCAAAUAUCGCUUCAAGCCAACCAAAGAUUCACUAUGAUGAUUAUCCAUCCUAUUCAAAUUCUGAUACCAUUGCUGAUGCUGAAAAAAAGCUUGGAAAAUUAUCUGAACAAUUAAAUAUUGUCAAUGAACAAAAUUAUUCUCCAACAAUAGUCGAGUUGCACGAGAAACAUACUACAAACGACAAUGAAUUACAAAAUAAAGAAAAGACAGUACCAUCAACUAUCAUAACUAUGAAACCACUAGUUAGUUCAGAUAUAGAUCUGGAACCAGUUAUUCAUCAUGGACAUCCAACUACAUCAACAACUACUUCUCCGACUGUUUUACAAACUACAAAUGUUCCUAGCAAGACAAAACAUAAGAAAAAGAAGAAAGAAAAAUCAGAAGCGAUUUUCUUCGAUGCUCCUCAAUUGAUAUCAUAUGAUGUUAACAAGCAAAACACCGAUACUAUGCAAUCUGAAUUAAUAGAACCAGAACGUUCAAUCAAUAUUAAAACGAGAGAUUCUUCUGAAGUUAAUCAAACAACAAAACAGGAAUUGGAAAAAUUGCAUCCAAUCUCAACCGUAGUCCCUGACGAACAACAGCAACCAGAAAUGUUAUCGACCCUGAUUACUUCUCCUGUAAAUGAAUUAAAACCAUCAGCUGAUAUCAAAGAUGAACUGAUUUCAAACGAUGUUUCUCUAUUGUCAUCUACUUUAGCUACAAUACCUUCAGAGCAAAUGAAAAUGAACAUUGAGACAAUCAAACAACAACUAAUAGAUACAGAACCAAUUCUACAGUCCUUACCAUCGUCUAUAGCGACCAUUUCUAAAAUUCAACAAACAUCAACCGAUGACCAUACACAACAAGAUCACAAUGCUAGCCAACCUUCAAGUGAGGCACUUCAAAUUCUCUAUGAUGAUUAUCCAUGGUAUGCAAGUUAUUAUACAAUAGCAGACGCUGAAACAAAAAUAGCACGAUUAAAUGAACAAUUAAAUAUUCUCAAUGAAAACAAUCGUUCGCCGAUAACAAUCGAAGUUCAUGAAACACUUUCGAUCCAAGACAAUGUAUCACAAAACGAACCAGACAAUGAUGAUGAUGUCGAAGAUUUUCAUGUCGUACAUCGCCGCAAACGCAUACCUUCAUCAACAACAACACAUACACAGACGUCAUCAUCAACUAUCGUGACAACGAAACCGUCAGUUAGUUCAGAUAUAGAUCUUGAACCAAUUAUUCUUCAUGGACAUCCAUCUGUACCAAUAAUCACUGCUCCAAUCGUUUCCCAAACUACAAAUAUUCCUGGUAAGACAAAACAUAAGAAGAAGAAGAAAGAAAAAGGAGAAACGUUUUUCUUUGAUGCUCCUGAAUUGAUAUCAGCUGAUAUGAACAGACAGAAAGAGGAUGCAACACAAUCGGAAUUAGUGAAACAAGAACAUCCAGUAAAUAUUGCAACAACAGAUUUUUCUCAAGCUGAUCAAGCAAUAACAGGUGAACAUGAGCAAAUACAACCAACGUCAACUGAGGUUUCUAACGAAAAACAACAGCAAGAAGUUUUAUCAGCAUUGAUUACGUCUAAUAUUGAUGAGUUAAAACGAAUAACUGAUAGAGAGAAUGAAGUUAUUUCCAACGAAGUUAUGCCGUCGUUAUCGACUCCACUUUCAAAACUCUCCGAAAAUGUAAAAUUCAAUACUCAAUCAAUCGAACAAGAAUCCAUAGAUAAAGAGUCGAUUCCACAGUCUUUACCAUCAUCUACAACAACUACUCUUUCUUCUAAUCAUCAAACAUUAACUCAUGAUCAUAAAAAACAAGAUGAAUGCGUGAACAAGCCUUCAAGCCACAAAUUUCAGGUUCUGAAUGAUGAUUAUCCAUGGUAUUCAAGUUAUUAUACAAUAGCUGAUGCUGAAGCAAAGAUUGAUCGAUUGAAUAAACAAUCAAAUUUUGUCAAUGAAGAAAAUCAUUCAUCAACGACACUCGAGUUUCAUGAAACACCCACCACCCAAGACAAUGUAUCACAAAAUGAACAAGACAAGGAUAAUGACAACGAAGGUUUUCAUAUUGUACACCAUCGCAAACGUAUACCUUCAUCAUCAACACAUACGAAGACAAUACAAUCAGCUAUCAUAACCUCGAAACCAUCGAUUAAUUCAGAUAUAGAUCUUGAACCAGUAAUUCUUCAUGGACAUCCAUCUGUACCAGUCGUAGCUUCUUCAAUAGCGCCACAAAGUACAAGUAUACCUAGUAAGACAAAGCAGAAGAAAAAGAAGAAAGAAAAAGGAGAAACGAUUUUGUUUGAUGCUCCUGAAUUAAUGUCAUCUGAUGUUAAUAAGCAGAAAGUCGAUACUGUACAACCGGAAUUAGUGGAGCGAGAACGUCCAGUGAAUAUUGAAACAACGGGUUUAUCUGAAACCAGUCAACCCAUAAAACAUGAGCAAGAACAAUUACAACCAACGUCAACUGAAAGCUCUAAUAAACAACAACAACCAGAAGUUUUACCAACAUUGAUUACGUCUACUACUGAUGAGUUAAAACAAAUAGCUGAUAAGAACAACGAAUUGACUUCAAGCAAUGUUUCAGAAUUGUCAUCUAAUCUAGCUAAAGUGCUUCCAGAUGAAGUGAAAGUUGAUACUCAUUCAAUGGAACAACAACCGAUAGACAAAGAGGUGGUUCUACAAUCUUCACCUACAUCGACAACAGUUACUACAGCCACUCAUACUAAAUUAAUAUCUCAAUCAACAGUAGGAGAAGAAGAAGACGACAAUGAAGGAUUUCAAGUUAUACAUCAUCGCAAACAUACCCCCUCAGCACCUCGAUCUCGAAAACCUCAACAAUCAUCGUCGACAGCAAAUACUAUUUAUGGUCAAAAUAUUAGUUCAGAUAUUGAUCUUAAACCUGUAGUCAUUCAUGGACGUCAUGAUUCAGCAUCUCGCUCCAUUCCUCGUACGAACGACAUCACAGAACCGGCUUCAACUUCGACUAGUCAUUCUGCAAAGUCCGAUGAUCAAGCCUUAACUUCAAAUAUAGCAAAUAACGAAGUUGUUAUUUCAAGGACAUCUGAUGGAAUAAGAACACAGACAGAAGUCGUUGAUCAAGAACAAUCGUCAUCCCUUGUAUCAACCCUAGUUGACUAUGGCACUUUGCGUGAAACUGAUGGCACUCAUGCUUCAACGAGCAAUGUGCCCAUAUCGGAAUCUACUGAAGAAACAUCUCAUUUUGUGAAUACAAGUCCAUCAGUUGUUGAACCCGUUCUUUCUCAAGUUACGAAAUCUCAAGAAGAAUUGAAUUCAACUAGUGAAUCGCCGAUUAUCAUAUCAGAAGAAAUACAAUCAAACGAGGAUGAUCAGCAACAACAAAAAGCAUCCACGGGAUUGUUCGAUACAAUGACAGAGCUUCUAUCAUCGACGCUUUUAUCAAAUACAUCUAAUGAAACAAGUUCAGAAACUAUUCAAUCAGUCGUAAAAGCUCAACAGCCAGAAGGUACUACUGAGCAAUUCGUGGAUGCAAACGAAUCAUCUACUGUUUUCACUAAUGAUCAUCAACAAGACUAUACAACCAUAGAUGGAUCGAAACCGUCUGAAGAAGGCCAUCAUGGUAUCUUCGAUCUUGUUGCUACAGCCAUAUCAAAUGUUAAAGAAACAAUAUCAACUCUUGCUUCUUCUGAUGAAAAGUCUGUCCAAAUAGAAUCUUCAUCAAAUCUCUCUGAUAAGUCAAUGAUUAGUGCUCAACCAUCGGACAAUUUAAAUGAUAAUAAAGAACAACAAACCUUUAUUGAAAGCGUCAAAGACGUUAUUGACAAAAUACAUGAUAUGAUUAUACCUUCGCAAAAACAAGUAACUCGCAUUGAGGAACAAUCCUCAAUUUCCAACUAUCCUUCUCAUCCAAAUCAAUUUCAAGCUACUGGCAUUGAACACGAUCCUCUUUUCUCUAGUCAUCAAACAUUAAUCGAUGAUCAUUCACAACAAGAUGUGUUGGCGAAUGAGCCUUCACAUGUAAAACUACAUGUUUUCUACGAUGAUUAUCCAUGGUAUUCAAGUCAUUAUAUGAUUGCUGAUGCCGAAACAAGAAUUACACGACUAUGUACACAAUUAAACUUUGUCCAUGAACAAAACCGUUCUCCAACGACAGUCGAAGCUGAUGAAACACAACAAGAAAAAGAUCAGGAUGACGAUAACGAAGACUUUCAUGUCGUACAACAUCGUAAACGUAUACCUUCCUCAACAAUACAUACCAAGACAUCAUCAUCGACUAUCGUGACAACGAAAUCACCAGUUAGUCCAGAUAUAGAUCUUGAACCAGUUGUUCUUCAUGGACAUCCAUCUGCACCAACAACUACUUCUCCAAUUGUUUCACAAUCUACAAAUGUCCCUAGCAAGACAAAGCACAAAAAAAAGAAGAAAGAAAAAGGAGAAACGAUUUUGUUUGAUGCUCCUGAAUUGGUAUUAACUGAUAUAAGCAAACAGAAAAUCGAUGCCACACAAUCUAAGCCCACAGCACAAGAAUAUCAAGUGAAUAUUGAAACAAUAGACUCUUCUGAAAUCAAUCAACCAAUAAAACGUGAACAUGAACAAUUACAGUCAAUGUCACCUGCAAUUUCUAGUGAACAACAACAGCAACCAAAUGUUUUCUCGACAAUGAUCGCUUCUGAAACGGAGGAAUUAAAACCAAUCCUCAGUAACGAGAAUCAAGUGACAGAUACCAAUCUUACGGAGACAUUAUCGACUCCGCUUACGAAAUUUCCGCAAGAAGUGAAAGUUGAUAUGCAAUUAAUCGAACAACAACCGAUAGAUAUAAAGCUGAUUCCACAGUCUUCACUAUCUGCUAUAACGACCACUGGAACAUCCAUUGAUACUAAAGUGCUUUCUCCAUUAGCAAAAGAAAAAGAAGAAGAUGACGACAAUGAAGGAUUUCAAGUUGUACAUCAUCGCAAACAUACGCCCUCAGCACCUCGAUCUCGAAAACCUCAACAAUCAUCGUCGACAGCAAAUACUAUUGAUGGUCAAAAUAUUAGUUCAGAUAUUGAUCUUAAACCUGUAGUCAUUCAUGGACGUCAUGAUUCAGCAUCUCGCUCCAUUCCUCGUACAAGCGGCAUCACAGAAACAACUUCAACUUCGACUAGUCAAUCUCCGAAGCUCAGUGAUAAAGUAGUAACUUCAAAUGUAGCAAACAAUGAAGUUGUUAUUUCAAGACCUUCGGAAGAAAUAGUAACAGAAGUAGAAACUGUUCAUCAGCAACAACCAUCGCUCACAGGUUUAUCAGAAAUGAUGAAAGACGUUUUAUCAUCAGCAAUUCAAACAAAACCAACUUCUACAUCUAAUCAAGUUGACUACGCAACAUAUUUUGAAAUGGAGGGCACUCCUGUUUCGGCAACCAAUUUGUCCACAUCGGAGCCUACAGAAAAAGGCACUAAUUUUGUUAAUACAAAACCAUUAAUUGAACAACAAAGUUCUUCUCAAUUUACCACAUCCAUCAAAGAUGUAGCUAAAACCACUGAGCCGACCAUGACUACAUCGGACGAAAUAAAAAUAAACGAAAAAGAUGAAGAUGAUGUUGACGAAGGUUUUCAUGUUGUCCACCGUCGCAAGCGUAUACCUUCAUCAACAACACAUACACAGACGUCAUCAUCAACUAUCGUGACAACGAAACCGUCAGUUAGUCCAGAUAUAGAUCUGGAACCAGUUAUUCUUCAUGGACAUCCAUCUGCACCAACAAUCACUUCUCCAAUCGUUUCACAAACUACAAAUAUUCCUAGUAAGACGAAACAUAAGAAAAAGAAGAAAGAAAAAGAAGAAACGCUUUUCUUUGAUGCUCCUGAAUCGAUAUCAUCUGAUAUGAACAGACAGAAAAAGGAUGCAACACAAUCGGAAUUAGUGGAACAAGAAUGUCCAGUGAAUAUUGAAACAACGGAUUUGUCUCAAAUGAGUCAACCGAUAAAACGUGAACAAGAACAAUUACAAUCAAUGGCAACUGAAGAUUCUAAUGAACAACAACCGAUAGAUAAUGAGUCGAUUCCACAGUCUUCACCAUCAUCUAUAAGGACUACUACAACAUCCACUCAUACUCAAGUGGUUUCUCAAUCAGCAAAAGAAGAAGAAGAAGAAGACGAUAAAGAAUUUCAAGUUGUACACCAUCGCAAACAUACUCCCUCAGCACCUCGAUCUCAAAAACCUCCACACUCAUCAUCGACAGCAAAUACUGUUUAUAGACAAAAUAUUAUUCGUGAUAUUGAUCUUAAACCUGAAGUAAUGCAUGGACAUCAUGAGUCAGCAUCUGAAUCGACUCCUCAUACAACUGCCAUCAGUGAAACAGCUUCAUCUUCGACUAGUCAAUCUCCGGAGUUCAAUGAUAAAGUCUUAACUUCAAAUAUGACCGACAAUGAAGUUGUUAUCUCAAGGCCUUCGGAAGAAGUAACGUCAACUACUGAAUCGCCAAUUAUGACAUCAGAGGAAAUAAAAACAAAGAAAGAGGACGAACGACAAAAAACAUCAACGGGAUUGUUGGAUAAAGUGACUGGACUAUUAACAUCAACACUUCUAUCAAAUACUUCGAAUGAAACAUCAACAGAAAACAUUCAACCAACGAAAAAAUCUCAACAACAAGAAGACAAUAUUGUAGAAGACGUUAACACAAAUGAUUCAUCCAAUGUUUUUAUCGAACCCACAUCUGUGCUCUAUGAUAUAUCACCCAUUAACCAGAAUGUUUUGUCAAUAUCUAGUAUUUCAAAUACUGAUGUCGAUCAUAAACAAGACUAUUCAACGAAGGAUAAAGAAAUAGAAAUAUUUGAAACAUCUUCACCAACAACGAAUAAAACAGAACACGAUGGUGUAUUUAGCCGUGUUAUUCAAGCUCUAUCACAUGUCACAGAAACGAUAUCAAAUCUUGGCUCUUCUCACGAGAAAACUGCCUCGCCACAAUCCUCAUCAAAUUUGACUGAUAAAUUCUUGGGUAAUACCCAACAACUCGAUGAUUUACAUAACGAUAAAGGAAAAGAAACCUUUAUUGAGAAUAUCAAAGAUGUUAUUCAUAGUAUACAUGAAAAGAUUUUACCUACACAAGAACAAGAAACACGAAUUGAAAAACAAACCUUAAUUACAAAUUAUCCUACCGAUGCUGAAUCUGCUCGUAUUUCAUCUAGCCAUGAACUAUCAACAGAUGAUCAUAAACAACAAGAUACAUUCGUGAAUGAACCUUCAUGUGAAAAACUUCAGGUUCUCUAUGAUGAUUACCCAUGGUAUUCAAGUUAUUAUACAAUCACUGACGCCGAAACAAGAAUUACAAGACUAUUUCCACCAUUAAACUUUGUCAAUGAACAAAAUCGUUCUUCAACAACAGUCGAAACUCAUGAUACGCUCUCUACCUAUGAGGGAGAAUUACAAAAUGAAAAAGACGAGGACGAUGAUGACGAAAGCUUUCAUGUUGUACAUCGUCGCAAACGUAUACCUUCAUCAACAACACAUACAAAUACAUUACCAUCAACUAUCAUAACCAUGAAACCACCACUUAGUUCAGAUAUCGAUCUUGAACCAGUUAUUCUUCAUGGACACCCAUCUGUACCAGUCGUGAUUUCCCCGAUUGCUUCACAAACUACAAAUGUCACUAGCAAGACAAAGCACAAGAAAAAGAAGAAAGAUAAAGUAGAAAUGAUCUUCUUCGAUGCCCCUGAAUUGAUGUCAUCUGAUGCUAAUACGCAGAAAGUUGAUACUGUAGACUCUCAAUUAAUCGAACAAGGACAUCCAGUGAAUAUUGAAACAAGAAAAUCUUCUGAAAUCAAUCAAAAUAUAACAAGUGAACGUGAACAAGUAGAAUCAACCUCAACUGAAGGUUCUAAGGAAGAACAAGAACAAACAGAAGUUAUAUCCACAUCGAUUACUACUAAUACUGGUGAAUUAACGCAAACUACUGAUCAAGGAAAUGAAAUAACUUCUCAUGAAAAUUCACAAUUGUUGUCUACUCCAGUAGAAACACUUCCAGAAGAAGUAGAAAUUGAUACUCAAUCAAUCGGACAACAAUCGGUAGAUAAAGAGUCGAUUCUACAGCUUUCACCAUCGUCUAUCACGACAAGCAUUUCUACUGUUCAACAAGCACCAAGUGAUGACCAUAAAAAACAAGAUGAAUUCGUGAGCAAAUCUUCAAUCGAAAAGCUUCAAGUUCUCAAUGAUGAUUAUCCAUGGUAUUCAAGUUACUAUACAAUCGCUGAUGCUGAAACAACAAUUGCUCAACAAAAUCAACGGUUGAAUCUUUUCAAUGAACAAAAACAAUCUCCAACGACAGUCGAAGUUCACGAAACACUUCUUAUCCACGAGCAUGAAUUACAAAACGAAAAAGAAGAGGAUAACGAUGACGAAGGUUUUCAUGUUGUACAUCGCCGUAAACGCACACCUUCAUCAACAACGCAUACAAAGACGUCAUCAUCAACUAUCGUGACCAUGAAACCACCAGUUACUCCAGAUAUAGAUCUUGAACCAGUUAUUCUUCAUGGACAUCCAUUUGCACCAACUAUUACUUCUUCCAUCGCUUCACAGCCUACAAAUAUCCCUAGCAACACAAAGUACAAGAAAAAGAAGAAAGAAAAAGGAGAAACGAUUUUGUUUGAUGCUCCUGAAUUGACAUCAUCUGAUCGAAAUAAACAUGGAGCUGAUGCAACACAAUCUAAAUUAGUGAAACAAGAACUUCCAGUGAAUAUUGAAACAAUAGAUUCUUCUCAAAUUAAUCAACCAUUACAACAUCAAUGUGAGCAAUUACAUCUAGCCUCAACUGUAACUUCGAAGGAACAAGAAUCAGACGUUUUAUCGACACUGACUACUUCUAACAUUGAUGAGUUAAAUCCAGUAACCGAUAAAGAGAAUGAAAUGAUUUCUAAGGAUGUUAUGCAGUCGUUGUCGACUUCACUUGCAAAUCUUUCCGAUGGGCAUGAAUCACAAAAUGAAAAAGACAAAGAUGACGAUGACGAUGACGAAGGUUUUCAUGUUGUACAUCGUCGCAAACGCGUACCUUCAUCAUCAACACAAACGCAGACAGUACCAUCAACGUUCGUAACCUCAAAACCAUCAAUUAGUUCAGAUAUAGAUCUUGAACCAGUUAUUCUUCAUGGACACCCAUCUGCACCAGUCGUAAGUUCUCCGAUCGCAUCAGAAACUAGAGAUACCUCUAGCAAGACCAAGCAUAAGAAAAACAAGAAAGAAAAAGCCGAAACUAUUCUCUUCGAUGCUCCUGAGUUGACAUCAUCUGAUCGAAAUAAAGACGAAACUGAUACAACACAAUCUAAGUUGGCGAAACAAGAGCUUCCAGUGAAUAUUGAAACAAUAGAUUCUUCUCAAAUUAAUCAAACAUUAAAAGAUCAAUGUGAGCAAUUACAUCAAGCCUCAACUAUAACUUCGAAGGAACAAGAGCCAGAAGUUUUAUCGACACUGAUUACUUCUAAUAUUGAUGAGUUAAAUCCAGUAACUGAUAAAGAGACUGAAGUGAUUUCUAAGGCUGUUAUGCAGUCGUUGCCGACUUCACUUGCAAAUCUUUCCGACGGACAUGAAUUACAAGAUGAAAAAGACAAAGAUGACGAUGACGAUGGUUUUCAUGUUGUGCAUCGUCGCAAACGCAUACCUUCAUCAUCAACACAAACGAAGACAGUACCAUCAACGUCCGUAACCUCAAAACUAUCAAUUAGUUCAGAUAUAGAUCUUGAACCAAUUAUUCUUCAUGGACACCUAUCUGCACCAGUCGUAAGUUCUCCGAUCGCAUCAGAAAUUAAAGAUACCUCCAGCAAGGCGAAGCAUAAGAAAAAGAAGAAAGACAAAUCAGAAACAAUUUUGUUUGAUGCUCCUGAAUUGUUAUCAUCUGACCUAAACAAACAACAAACAGUUGUUGGUGUGAAAUCUGAAUUGGUAGAACAAGAACGUCCAGUGGAUAUUAAAACAAGAGAUUCUUCUGACACCAGUCAAACAGUAACACAUGAACGUGAACAAUUACAACCCACUUCAAGUGAAAUUUCCAAGGAACAGCAACCAUCAAACGUUUUAUCCACAUUGAUUAUUCCUAAUACUGAUGAAUUAAAACAAAUAAGUGAUCAAGAGAAUGAAGUGAUUCAUGACAAUGUUACUCAGUUGUUGUCGAUUCCACUGACAGAACUUUCGGAAGAAGUGAAAUCUGAUACUCAAUCAAUCGAACAACAACCGAUAGAUAAAGAGCUGGUUCUACAGUCUUCACCUACAUCGACGACAAUUACUACAGUAACUCAUCCUAAAGUAGUAUCUGAAUCAACAGUAGGAGGAGAAGAGGAAGACGACAAUGAAGGAUUUCAAGUUGUAAAUCAUCGCAAACAUACGCCCUCAACACCUCGAUCUCGAAAAGCUCAACAAUUAUCGUCCGCAGCGAGUACUAUUGAUGGUCAAAAUAUCAGUCCUGAUAUUGAUCUUAAACCUGUAGUCAUUCAUGGACGUCAUGAUUCAGCAUCUCGAUCUGUUCCUCGUACUACUGGCAUCAGUGAAAUUACGUCAACUUCGACUGGUAAAUCCGUGAAGUCUAACGAUAAAGCCUUAGCUUCUAGUGGAACAAACAAUGAAAUUCUGUCUUCAAAACCUUCGGAAGAAAUAGUAGCAGAAGUAGGAGCUGCUCAUCAACAACCAUCAUCAGUCACUGGUUUAUCCGAAAUUAUGAAAGGUGUUUUAUCACCAGUAACUCAAAUGAAAACUGCUCCUUCGUCAAGUAUUGAAGAGCAAAGUCCAAUUAUUCACGGAACCAUUGACGAAAAAACUCAGUCAAAUCUAGCUGACUCUGAAACAUCCUUUGAAACCAGUAGUACUUCUACUUUGACAAGCACUCCACUCGUAGUGCAAACUACUGAACAAACAGCUGAUAUAUCUCAACAACAAGAAGACAAUGUUGAAAGAUUCGUCGAUGCAAACAAUUCAUCCAAUGUUGUUUCCCAAUCUACAUCUGUGCCGAAUGAUGCAUUACAAUCUGACCAGAAUAUUUUAUCAAUAUCUAAUAUUUCAACUACUAACACUGCUCAUCAACCAGAACAUGAAACAACCAAUAAAUCGAUAACGACUGAAGAACAACAUGGUAUAUUCGAUAUUGUUGCUCAAGCUAUAUCAAAUGUCAAAGAAAUCAUAUCAAAUCUUGGUUCUUCUGAUGAAAAAACUGCCACACUACAAUCUUUAUCAAACUUCUCUGAUAAAUCGAUAACUAAUACUCUAGAAUCCGAUAACCUAGAUAAUGAUAAAGAAAAACAAACCUUUCUCGAAAGUGUCAAAGACAUUAUUCACAAUAUACAUGAAAAUAUUUUACCUACACAAGAACAAUCGUUAAUUUCAAAUUAUUCUACCAAUGCCCAUCAAUUCCAAAGCACCAUUGCUGAGCCUGAUCAUCUGUCUUCUACUCAGCAAAUAUCAACUGAUGAUAAUAAACAACAAAAUGAAUUCGUGAGUCAAUCUUCAACCGAAAAACUUCAAGUUCUCAGUGAUGAUUAUCCAUGGUACUCAAGUUAUUAUACAAUUGUUGAUGCCGAAACAAAGAUGGGUCGAUUAUAUGAGCAAUUAAAUCUUGUUCAUGAACGAAACCGUUCACCAAUAAAAGUCGAAUUUCAUGAAAAAUUUUCUGUACAUGACCAUGAAUUACAGAACAAAAAAGAUGAAGCUGUUGAUGACAAAAUUCAUAUCGUAGAGCAUCAUCAAUGCAUACCUUCAUCACCAACACAUACAAAGACAUCAGCAUCAACUAUCAUAACAACAGAAUUACCAGUUAUUCUUCAUGAACACCCAACUGUACCAAUUAUCACAACUCCGAUCGUUUCACAAGCCACCAAUGUCCCUAGCAAGACAAAGCACAAGAAAAAGAAGAAAGAUAAAAAAGAAACAAUCGUUUUCGAUACACCUAGCUUGAUAUUAUCUGAUUCAGAUAAGCAGAAAACCGAUGUAGCAAAACCUCAAUUAAAAGAACAAGAACGUGCAGUAAGUAUUGAAACAAUAGAUUCUUCUCAAAUUAAUAAAACAAUAAAACAUGAAUGCGAACAAUUACAACGAAUCUCAACUGUGAUUUCUACUGAACAAAAACAGCCAGAAGUUUUAACUACAUUAAAUAUUUCUAAUACUGAUAAAUCAAAACGAAAAGCUGAAAAAAAGAAAAAAUCGACUUCGAACGAUGAUUCAAAACUACUAUCUACUCCAGUUACAAUAGUUUCAGAAGAAAUAAAAAUAAAUACUCAAACAAUCAAACAACAACCGAUAGAUAAAAAGGCAAUUGUACAAUCUCUACCAUCGCCUAUAACAGUGACUAAACCAACCAUUCGUACUAAAGCAACUCCUCUACCACCAGAAGAAGACGAAGAAGACAAUGAAGGAUUUCAAGUAGUACAUUAUCACAAACGAAUACUUACAGCAACAAAAUCUGAGAAAACUUCACUACCAUCAACAACUACUUCAAAAGAAAUUUUCAGUUCUGAUCUCACUCCAAAAACUUCAGUAAUUCAUGAACAAAAACAUUUACCAACCUCAACAACUGAUACCACUCAAAGUUCAACAUCGAAGCAAAAGAAAAAUAAACACAAGAAACAGAAAAAAGAAAUAGUUUCUUCAUCUAGCAUCGAUUCGACCAACCCUGAACAACAAACAAUACAUAAAGAAAUACUUAUACCAUCUCCGAUUUUAUCAUCAUCUCUUAUUGAAGAUUCAAAUAUACAAUCAAAACCAACUACACCAUCAAUUACUAAACCAACAAAAACUUUCACAAAAACUAGUCCAUCUUCUGAAGAAGACGACAAUGACGGAUUUCAAGUUGUACAUUAUCGCAAACAUAUAAAUUCAGCAAUGCGAUCUCGACAAACUCCACAAUCAUCAUCAACAACAAAAACUAUUUACGAACAUAAAAUUAGUCGUAAUAUUGAUCCAAGAUUUGUAACCAUUCAAGAACAUCAUGAUUCAGCAUCUCGAUCCAUUCCUCGUACAACUACUACCAGUAAAACUCCGUCUGAAAAAGAACAAAAAUCAUCGAUUAGUACUCCACUGCGAUCACCAUCAACUAAAAUACAGCUUAGUACAUCGACUAACAUCGAUACCACCUUCGAAACACCUAAAGUCAUCAAACAAUUAGAAUCAAAACCCGAUGAAUAUCAACAACAAUUAAAAGACUCACAAUAUGAAAUAAUUUCUAAUAUAAAACCUAAAUCAGAUCAAUCAUCUCCUGUCGAACAAUCAAUCAAACCAAUUGUUAAAGAACAGCACAUGUCACCGAAAUCCGAGAUUAAGACUAUAAAUGAAAAAUCAUCAAAUGAUAAUAUUAUCUCAUCUACAGUAAUUAAUACUAAAAAAUCUAGAUUAAUACAAGACGAUGAUGAUGAUGAUGGAUUUCAAAUUGUACGUCAUCACAAACAUAAAACUUCAACAAUACCAAAACAAUCUAAAUUUACUUCUACUAUUGAUCAAAAAUCAACAAAUACUUAUGUUAAACAAGAUUCAUUUACAUUAACAACUGCUAAACAAACAUCUAAGAAAUUUAAAAAUACUAAUGAACAUAAUUUAUCAUCAUUAAUAACUAAUAAUGAUUUUUUUCCUUUAGCUAUCGAAAAAACUCAAAAUCAAACAACAAAUGAAAAUAUUCAACAAGUUUCUCAAACUUCACCAAUUAAUAAACAUCUACAUUCAACAGAUAAUAUUACUAAAUCAAAUCAAGAAUUAUCUACAUUAUCAAAAAAACUUCCUCAUAAAAUUAAUGAUCAUUUAAAAACAGAAUCAAUUAAAUCUAUUAAUCAUUCACAAAUAUCAUCUAAUGAUAUUAUUUCAAUACCAAAUUCAAUUAUAAAUGAUGAACAAAAUAAAAUCAUAUCCAAUGAAAAAAUUUCAAAACGACGAAAAAAAAAAUUACAAAAUGAAACAAAAAUAGAUGAUAAAAAUUUAUUAACAUCUUCAACAAGUAUAAUUCAUACAAAUAUAAAAUUCAAUGAUGAUAAACAACAAUUGAAUCAAAAGUCUACAAUAAUAAUUCCAUCUGUCAUACCUAUAGAAAACUAUAAAUCUCAUGAAAUAAAAACAGAUAUACCAGAAACUAUUUCUUUAACUUCAUCAAAAAUUCAAACAACUGAAUUAUUAACUUCUCCGACAUUACAAUCAAUUCAUCUUAUUGAAAAUCAAACAUCUUAUGAAGAAGCAAAUAAUAAAUUAGAUUUAUUUUUACCUGAAUAUAUUCGUGAACAAAUUAAUAUACAUCCAGUAAAUUCUUUAUCAAUAGAUAAUACUAAUUUUACUUCAACAACAACAACAUCAUCUGAUAUCAUACAAAAGAAAAAAUCACAAUAUCAAAUGCUUAAAAAAGAUCUUGAAACUAAAACUUCAUUAACAAAUGAAUUUAAUAAUACAAAUAAUAUCAAUGGACAACAUGAAUCACAAUUUAUUUCAAGUGAUAGUGAUAAUUUGAAUGAUGAUGAUGAAUUUAUUAUUCAAAAUUUUCAUUCUAAUCUAUCAAAUACAUCUCAACAGGAAUCAACUAAUAAUAUUUCUACUAAACAAAAAAUUGAUGAUAUUCUUUCACGUGGUUUUCAUCAUUGGUUACAAGAAAGUGAAGCAUUAUCACAACAAACAGAUAAAUCAUUAUCUAGUCAUAGUUUAACACAAGCUAUGCAAAGUAUUGUUAUUCAACCAAUAGACAGUGAUGAUGAAAAUUCAUUAAAUGAAUUUCAAACUAAUAAACCUACAUAUAUAAUUGGUACUCGUCCAGAAAAACGAAUUCAUAUUUAUAAUGGAUAUUCAAUAAAUCAUCCUGAAUCUAUUUCAACAUCUUCAUAUUUUAUAACUCAAUCAAAUCAUAAAACAUUUAAAGAUGAUACAAAAAAAUAUGAUUCAGAUGAUGAAGAUAAAUCAAAAGAUGAUAAAACAAAAAAACAAUAUUCUUAUCAAAUUCAAACACAAUCAAAACAAAAAUUAAAUUCUAUAAAUGAUAAUAAUUUACAAAUAAAUUUUACUAAUAAUGAUGUACAACAAAAUUUUUAUCAUCAAAUAGAUAAUAAUAAACAUUCAAUUAAUUAUGAUGAUUGGGCAUAUUUUCUUGAACAUAAAAAUUCAUCUUAUCAUAUUGAAUAUGAUUUAUCAACAUCAUUAGAAUGUUUUUAUACUCAAACAUUUGAUGAUGAUACUUUUCUUUCAAAUACAAUACCUAUUCAUUAUUCAAUUCAACAUGAAAAAAACAAACGUUAUGGAGAUUUUUUAAUAUCAAAUAAUGAUAUUAUAAAACCUGAAUCAAUAAUUAAAUUAUCUUCAUAUAAUUCUAAACCAUCAGAAUCUUUUCAACGAUGGAAAAAAUCUAAAUCAAUAUCAAAUCAAUAUCAAAAUGAUGAUGAAAUAUUAAUAUCACAUUCGACUAAUGGUCUAUGUCGACAAGUGAUACCAUAA
This is a messenger RNA of Rotaria sp. Silwood1, 19425 nucleotides long. NCBI's taxonomy places the organism in Eukaryota, Metazoa, Rotifera, Eurotatoria, Philodinida, Philodinidae. The record is from the annotation of a GenBank genome assembly.